GCAGGGGCACCCUGUCAGAUGAGCACGCUGGCAUCAUCUCCGUGCUGGCCCAGCAGGCGGCCAAGCUGACCUCGGACCCCACGGACACGCCCGUGGUGUGCCUGGAGUCAGACAGCGGGAACAUCAUGAUCCAGAAGCACGACAGCAUCACCGUGGCAGUGCACAAGCUGCUGUCCUGAGCCCUGGCACAGCUCUGCUCCUCCCUGCACUGCCACCCUCCCUCUGGAGCUCCUCACCUGGGAUGAAGGCUCUCCCUCCCUGCCUGCCUCUCCAGACCACAUUUCAGCCCUUGUGCUGCUGAGGAUGAAGCAUGGGCACCCCCAGGCCCUGUAACAAGCAGACCUUGCUCUAUUUGGGUGGGGCUCAUUUGUGGAAAAAAAUCAAUAAAUUAACUGUAAAAAUCUUC
Molecule: messenger RNA, 406 nt
Organism: Zonotrichia albicollis (white-throated sparrow)
Lineage: Eukaryota; Metazoa; Chordata; Aves; Passeriformes; Passerellidae
Source: RefSeq, a predicted model, not a curated record